AUGGAAAGAGCCUAUUGCCUUAACAUACUCAAAUGGAUGAAAUCAGGAGCGAAAUCUGAAAAUGAUUUCAUGAAAAAGUAUACUGUUAAGGCUCCUGAGAAAGGUGAAGAGGAUUCAGAGAAAAAAGAAUAUAUAGACAGUCCAAUUAAGAUUAAAAUUUGUGCAGAAGAUGAUUUUACUUCUAGCUUCCUUAAACUGUCAG
Funneliformis geosporum is the source of this 202-nucleotide messenger RNA. Lineage: Eukaryota; Fungi; Glomeromycota; Glomeromycetes; Glomerales; Glomeraceae. The record is from the annotation of a GenBank genome assembly.